Molecule: messenger RNA, 1689 nt
Organism: Letharia columbiana
Lineage: Eukaryota; Fungi; Ascomycota; Lecanoromycetes; Lecanorales; Parmeliaceae
Exons: 2
Coding region: 1-1689 (562 amino acids)
Biological process (GO): protein deubiquitination; spliceosomal complex assembly; mRNA processing
Molecular function (GO): cysteine-type deubiquitinase activity; zinc ion binding
Source: RefSeq, a predicted model, not a curated record
AUGGUCAAGAGGCAGGCGGAAGAGUCACUUGAAGAUGUACUGACUGCUGACUCUCCCGCGUCGAAGAAAGCUCGAGUCGACGACCUUCCAUACCUCCAUCGACAGACCAAUGGCUCGAGUCAUGUACUAGGGAGAUCCGUACUCGUGGAUGGAGAGGUACGCGAAGAGGAUGAGAGAAACGGCGACGAUGUCUUGGCGGCAGCGGAUCAGGAAGAGGAGGAGCUAGAAGAGGCAGCAGGCGAGCCUGUCGAUCAAGACGAGAAGUCGGCAUAUUCAGUAACAUCACGGCAGCAAGCCCCAACCGAGGGCUAUUCCGACCUCUAUCUGGACACCAUAAAUCGGUCGGUACUGGAUUUUGACUUCGAGAAGCUCUGUUCAAUCACUCUAUCGAACAUCAACGUCUACGCGUGCUUGGUGUGUGGAAAGUAUUAUCAAGGACGAGGCCCGAAGUCGCAUGCCUACUUUCAUGCUUUGGAGGUGGGUCACCAUGUUUACGUCAAUAUGCAAACGAAAAGGGUUUAUGUGUUGCCAGAAGGUUAUGAGGUGAAGAGCAAGAGUUUGGAUGACAUCAAAUUUGUGGUGGAUCCUCAGCUCGCAAGGGAAGAAAUCGUGCAAUUGGACAGGGAGGCAAAGGACGCGUGGGAUUUGGGUGGGAAGAAGUAUAGACCAGGCUUCGUAGGAAUGAACAACAUCAAAGAAAACGACUACUUCAACGUCAUCAUACAAGCCUUAGCGCACAUCCCUCCCUUACGAAACUUCAUCAUGCUCGAAGACCUAUCCCAAAGAUCUGAGCUCGUCCAACGGUUCUCGGUCCUCGUCCGCAAAAUAUGGAAUACGCGCGCCUUCAAAACCCACGUCUCCCCUCACGAGCUUCUCCAGCAAAUCUCCCGACAAUCUAACAAACGCUUCGACCUCCUUCACCAAUCCGAUCCCGUCGACUUUCUCAGUUGGUUUUUGAACAAUAUGCACCUCGCCCUCGGGGGCAGCAAAACGAAACCCGGAACUAGCAUUAUUCAACGGGUUUUCCAAGGAAAGCUGAAAAUUGAAUCGCAGCAGAUCACCGCCAAAGCGGAUGCUGGUGACCGUCUUCGCUUCGAAGAGGCUGCAGAAGUUCUGGUGGACACUACACCUUACUUGAUGCUAACCCUUGACUUGCCGGCGGCGCCGCUCUUCCAGGACGAAUUGGAGAAGAACAUCAUACCGCAGGUGCCACUAACCUCUAUCUUAUCGAAGUACGAUGGAUUGAAAUCCCAAGAACAUCUCAACACGCGGAAACGAUACCGACUGUUACAUCCAUUACCACCUUACCUCCUCUUCCACAUCAAACGGUUCUCCAAAAACAAAUUCGUCGUGGAACAUAAUCCAACAAUCGUCACUUUCCCCACCAGGUCCCUCGACAUGUCACCAUACGUGGAACCGAACCCUUCAUUGCAUUCACCCGGCGAGCCGAUAUGGUAUGAUCUUGUGGCCAACGUGACGCACGAAGCCGUGAGGACGCGGGAUGAUAGUGUAGAGGGAGAGGCGGAAAGGAAGGUCUGGAGGGUACAGGUCCGCGAUCGAGCGCGGGAUGAAUGGUUGGAAAUACAGGAUCUGUACGUUGAGAGGGUCGUUACCGAGACGUUGUUUACGAAGGAGAGUGUGUUGAUGGUGUGGGAGAGGCGGAAAGAGGGGAAGGGGAAGGAGAAAUGA